Messenger RNA from Caenorhabditis remanei, 2196 nucleotides. RefSeq lists its product as uncharacterized. The transcript is spliced from 10 exons. Gene Ontology annotation, cellular component: plasma membrane. The coding region runs from base 1 to 2196 and encodes 731 amino acids. Gene Ontology annotation, biological process: protein processing. The record is from RefSeq and is a predicted model, not a curated record. NCBI's taxonomy places the organism in Eukaryota, Metazoa, Nematoda, Chromadorea, Rhabditida, Rhabditidae. Gene Ontology annotation, molecular function: metalloendopeptidase activity.
AUGAUCGUUCGGAAAGAAAUCAUAUUCGUCGUUGUCGUCACCGCACUUCUUGUCGCCGUUCUCCUUGGAACUGCCAUUUUCGAAUUGAUGCGUGAACCGAUGGCUGUUCAUGUCAGAGCACCAGAAGCUCUAGUGGCUCCUCCAUCGACAAAAUCAUUAGUUGUGGCUCCAUCCACAAAAUCGCCGGUAGAUAAGGAAAAAUUGGAGAACACUAGUACGAAAAAAAUGGCGCGAACCGUUCCAACCAAAGCACCAGCGGUUACCAAAGCCCCAAGAACUGCUUGUGAAACUCCACAGUGUAUGCUUCUAGCUCAUCAGCUGCACAAUUGGCGAGAUCCCACUGUAGAUCCAUGCAACGAUUUCUAUCAAUACGCAUGUGGUCGAUAUCUCGAGCAUAGUGACAGUACGGGAGGUCGGAACAGAGAGAAAGAAGACAUUAUAGUCAAUUUGCUGGAAUCUUUUUUGAAAUAUGACAAAUCUGCAGGUUCCAAAUCUGAAAAUGCAAUGCGACAUGUCUACAAGAAGUGUCAGGAUUUUUCAGAUAACUUCAAGAAGAGGAUAAAAAUAAACUUUAAAGAAAUGUAUCAAGAUAUUUUGAAAAUUGGAACCUGGCCAAUUAUGGAAACGAACUGGGAUGAAUCAAAUUUUGAUUUGAAUAAUCGAAUGACACAAAUGGCUAAACUUCACUUCUCAGAAUUCGUUUUCUUUACAAUAGGGUCAGCCACCAACAAAACUAUUGAAAUAGGAUAUUCCCAAUCUAAAAUGUUCGAGAGAGAUAACUUAUCAGGGAUACGGUAUUUUAUCAAAGAAAUCUGUAAAGUCAACCAUGUUUCGUGUGAUGGAAAGCAACUUAAGAAAGAUCAAAAAGAUGUGGAGAAGCUGGUGGGAAAACUUAUAAAUGUUCCACAACUCAAAAAUCCAAAAUAUGUGCCUUUCGAAACAGUGAAAACCAAACUGAAAUUUUUCGAUAUCGAAAAAAUAGUCGACCCCUUGAUGGCACCUGAAAGCUACAAAAGUAUGAAGAAUCACUUUGUGACUCAAGAGAAUACGAUCACUCUCGAAGAGGUGGAGAAAAUUAUCCAGCAAACACCGAAAAGAACACUAGCCAAUGUGUUAAUCUUCAAAUACAUUGAAAAGUAUGCUAAUUACAUAGAAGAAGACAAAAAAUAUGCGAAAAGUAUGGAUUGUGUUGAGCAUGUGAAUGAACUUUUCCCUCGAGCUUCUAUGCUUUUAUAUGUCCGAAAGUAUUACGAAAAGAAGAAUCGAGAUGCUGUAACUGAUAUGGUGAAUCCAACGAGAGAAACAUAUAUUCAAAUGUUCAAUGAAUCCAAAUUGAUAUCCCAAAAAACUAAGGAAAGGGCAAUUUUGAAACUUCAAAAACUGAGAGUGAAUCUUGGGUAUCCGGACGAAUUCAAUAAUCAGAAGAAUUUUGAGAAAAACUUUGAAAGUCUCAAUUUCGAGGAUACAGACUCAUACUACUCCUCUAUCAAAAAGAUCAUGAAGUACCAAUCAGAAUUGUUUGUUAAAUAUCUCGUCGGAGACUAUCCAAUCCGUCCUCAUUUGAAGCUGAACAUGGUGAAUGCUCAAUACUCUUUAAAUGAGAACCUUCUGUGGAUGUUUGUUGGCUACCUGGAAGAGCCGAAAUUCCAUUGGAGUUAUCCAACAUAUGCCAAGUUUGCCGGUGUUGGAAGGAUAAUGGGGCAUGAAAUGGGCCAUGGCUUUGAUAUAAGGGGGAUCGAGCGUGAUGAGAUUGGACAUCUCAACGCUAUUUUCGAUAAAGAAGAUGCGAAAAAUUAUAAGAAUCGAGCAAAGUGUUUAGAGAAGCAAUAUGAUAAUUAUGAUGAUCCGGACUACGGGAGAAAUUUAAAAGGAAACAUGGUGAUCAAGGAGAUUAUGGCAGACCGCCUCGGACAGGAGGUUGCCUACCGAACUUAUCAUAAAGUGAUGAGUCAAAACGAGCAAUAUAUCAUCGGGUCACAAAACAAAACUUCUGAUCAAAUGUUUUUCAAUCUGAUUGCAUUGGAUUACUGUCGCGGACGCUCGACUCGACCACUCGAACGGAUUCUGCAACAAUCCCACCCUAUGGCUAAUUUUCGAGUGAAUGGGAACUUUCAGAAUUUGAAAUAUUUUGCCGACGCCUAUAAUUGCCCAGUUGGUUCUCCAAUGAACCCGAAGAAAAAGUGUGAUUUGUUCUGA